UCGGUUUGAGGUUAAGGAAUAUGGAUUCGUUUGACGUUUGGACACCGGGUAGGUUUACGUAUUGUGACUUUGUUUAGGGUACAUUUCUGUAUGCAGGAACAUAUCUCUAAUACCCGUGCCAACACCGACUCCUUCAGCGUUAAUUUCACGUUCCAUUCUAGACCAACUCUUGAACGUUAUUCCGGGACAGUUUUGGGAGGUUACGGAAAGGGUCGAGAAGUGACGAAUGUUGACGAAUCAUGACAUCGAUGACUAACAUAUCUAGACGGCCACGUGCUGCGUUCCGUCAACUGCACCCAUAACCUAAGAAGCCAUCUUGAAAAUGUGUUCAUGCAACUAGGAAUGUGAGCUGGUGUCUGGAGACGAGAAGUUUUAGAUGAGGUGAUCCCGGAACAAGGGGCAUGCAUAGAACAGUCAUGAAUGAAGUAAACAGUGCAGAUGCAGCACGACCACAGCAUAGAACAGUCAUGAAUGAAGUAAACAGUCCAGAUGCAGCAUGACUACAACAUAGAACAGUCAUGAAUGAAGUAAACAGUGCAGUGGCAGGACGACCACAACAUAGAACAGUCAUGAAUGAAGUAAACAGUGCAGUGGCAGGACGACCACAACAAAGAACAGUGGGUGACUCUAGCUUCAUCAUACAUGCGGUUAACAGUACAGUUUCUGUACAACCACCAAGAGAUAGUUCAUCAGGACGCAGGGAUGACUUCCGCUUUGAAAAUAUCAAAGCAUCAAGUAAACAGCAUUUGAAGACGUUUGACAAGAGAAGAUUUGUGGAGACAAGAGCAUAUGAUGAGGCCAGAUUUCGUCUACAAAACCUUGGUGUUGUGGUGAUUGUUGGGCCACGAGGUAGUGGGAAGACAACCAUGGGUGCCAAUCUCCUUAACUCCUUCACGCGAACGCCAAUCAUUCUCCACAGUCCUGAAGACUGGUAUACACUUCCUCUGCGACAAUCACAGAGAAACCGAUUGAAUGUCCUUGUGGACAACAUAUUUGGAUUUGACAAUCUUGACGUCUAUCGGAAAGAAGCGUGGCUGCAGCUACUAGAUGUGAUGUUCUCUCAGGUGCAACUCGGCCUCGUAAGUGUUGUUAUUCUGUUAAGUACAGAUGUAUUUAACAUAUGCCGAGAACAACUCACAAGAUUCUCAUUGUUUCAAGUCGCUCACAUCAUUUCACUAUCGGAUCCAAAGUACAGUUUAAAUCUUGAAGAAAUGAAACAAAUGGCCAAAAUCCAUAUAAAGACAACAUCUUCCCAAGUAGACCAAAAUAACAUUUCAAUGCACCUGUCAAAGCUUAACAGCAUGGCAUUUCCACUGAUAUGCCAUACAUUUGCAAGUUGUAAGGAAGCUCAGGAAAGAGGACUGCAGUAUUUCCAAAACCCUGUUGAAUGCAUUGUGAAGAGAUUCAAGAUACUGAGAGAACAAAAUGAUCUUCAGUACCUUGUUCUGGUUCUUCUUGCUGUAAUGAAGGGCCGGCUUCCAGAGAGCUUUUUCUACCCAGAUCAACAAUCCAGUGAAAUGAAGGACACUGCUCUUGUUUUGAAAAGGGUGGGACAUGUCUUUCCUCUCGUUGUUGACAUAGACAUGAUAAAAAAGCUCAAACACACCACAGAUAGCAUGGUUGGGGAAUAUUUGAUCUACUCAAAGAGAGACAAAUCCUAUGCAUACCUGACUGCAUUAUAUUAUGAUUCUAUACUGCUCACAGUUGCAGGCUGCCAUGUGAAAGAUGUCAUUGACAUAUGUCCAUCCAGAUUUCUUGUUCAAUAUAUGCCUCUAUGCAAUCCUUCAGAGAGGUGCCUUGGUGUUCAAGUUCAGAGGGAACUUUUCAAAAGCCUGGCAAGGAGAAUAGCUUCUGAGCUCACAGAGGGGGGAUUUCUUCACAAUUUUGAACCACCAAGCUCUGAGGGAUGGAAAGUUUGUAAGUGUUUUAGCAAAAGAAGUCCUGGGACCAGAGGGAUGUACACGUAUCUGCCAGAGAAAAAUUGGUUUCUUCCAGGUUCACAAAAAAGCCUCGUUUGCCAUGGCAUAUUUGAAUGUGUCCAAAGCACCUAUGACAUAUGAAGUUUGGGAACAGACCAAACGUUGGCUCUGUAAUUUUAAAACUCUUAUUUGCCUGAUAAUUAUGCAUGACCUGUCACUGCUAGCAAAAGAAAUUGUUUCACAGUCAAGAUGUUGCCAUGACAGUAGACUCCUACAGUGUGCAUGUUUCAUGGGACUGGAUGGUCUUGUUAAAGAACAUCCAAGUAUUUCCUCUUCUCAGCUGGAGGACAUGCUGACCACAUGUAUUGUUUCAGACAAAGUGAAAGUUGGUCUGAUGCGAAAACUUCUAACGUGGUGGAGAAAAGCCACAAAACAGAUGUAUGCUGAAUAUCAUAUCUGAAAGUCACAGACUGGACAAGAUUAGCACUUGCUCUUUUCAAAGAGAAAUAUGUCAAGGAACUUCUGGAAAUGUUGAGAAAUUUACCAUGUGAUCAUGCCAGAUUACUUGAUGAGUUUCUUCAACAAACAUUGGUUCAUUGCUUCCAUUCUGAAGAUGAAAAUAGCUUGGUGAAAAUAAUCAAGAAUGUUCCGACAUCACAGAAACGAAAGGUGAUACAACUGCUGGUGGAUGAAGGAGCUCAGGAUCAGGAUGGCAGGAUGAUCUUCAUCGCAUCACAACACAAAUCUUCAGAUGCUCUGGAAUUGUUACUUUGUCACAGUUCCAAUUUAGAAUACACUUUAAUGGAGGGUGACAGGUCAUGGACUUUCUACUUUUCCAGGUCAAGAAUACUUUUCAGUGGAACAAAGGACGAACUCCUCUUUUGGAAGCCUCUUGUCGAAGUAUUGAAUCAGUGAAGUUACUUCUUAACCAUGGUGCAGACGUGAAUGCAGAAGACAUAGAUGGUUACACCAUUCUUCACUCAAAGUUUGUGUAUACUGACAGUGAAUGCCUAGAAAUGAUAUUGUCAAAAGUAUCACCACGUCUGGGAGCAACCUCAUCUCCAUUACGCAUAGCAAGUGAAUAUGGUAACUUAGAUUGUCUUCUCUUGCUUCUAGAAUGGUAUUCAGGAUUGACAUUAGGAGAGGAUGCCCUAAACCCCAAUGAUGGUGGUUCAACAGCUCUCAUGGAAGCUAUUCUGUCUGGAAUUGACAAGAGGGAUAAGGUGGAGGCCCUCAUUAAUGCCGGAGCUGACAUACACUUGACAAACAAAAACGGAAACUCGGCUCUUCACCUUGCUGCUCAUGGCAACAGUGUUGAAAUUGUUGAGAAACUUAUUGGAUUAGGUGCAGAUGUAAACCAGCAAAAUGGAAAAGGAAACACACCACUUCAUUUGGCACUGUCAGCUGAAUCCACAUGUGUGGAAACGCUCCUUAAAAAAGGUGCAGAUAUUCUUUUGGAAAACAGUGCAGGUGUCACGCCAUUACUUGAAGCAGGAGUCCUUGCUUCUGUGGAAACACUCAAGUUACUUCUUGAGUACUGUCCGAACAACCCUCUUAGUACACAUGACCUUAAACUGAAUCCGUUAUUGGCUUCACCAAAUCUGGACAAAGUGAAACUGCUCACGGGUUCGGGAUUUUGUCCAACACCAGUUACUGCCCAAAAGCUACUAAUAGAUUUUGCAAUGGACAAUUUCCGUAAAAGGUCUCUUUUUGUAAAAGACACAGUCAGUGAUGAAAUAAUAUAUUUGCUUUUCAGUGGAUCAAUGCCGAGAGUCAGUGGAAAGAUGAGUGGUAUGACAGACUGGUUUUUCAUCUAUGUGAACGUGGUGCAAAUGUCAACCUGCUGGAGACUGAUCAACAAUCCUAUCAGAAUACAGCUGAUGACAGAUCAUCAUCAAACACAUCAGACAAUUCAGAUUCAUCUCCGCCUGUUGGAUUCACACCACUCCAACACGCAAUGA
Haliotis rubra (blacklip abalone) is the source of this 3880-nucleotide messenger RNA. RefSeq names its product serine/threonine-protein phosphatase 6 regulatory ankyrin repeat subunit B-like. The record is from RefSeq and is a predicted model, not a curated record. The coding region runs from base 2738 to 3880 and encodes 380 amino acids. Lineage: Eukaryota; Metazoa; Mollusca; Gastropoda; Lepetellida; Haliotidae. Gene Ontology annotation, molecular function: protein binding. The transcript is spliced from 4 exons.